This is a messenger RNA of Scatophagus argus, 1404 nucleotides long. It is a transcript of the gene cfap126, whose product is annotated as cilia and flagella associated protein 126. Gene Ontology annotation, cellular component: ciliary basal body. The coding region runs from base 295 to 972 and encodes 225 amino acids. Gene Ontology annotation, biological process: cilium organization. NCBI's taxonomy places the organism in Eukaryota, Metazoa, Chordata, Actinopteri, Scatophagidae. The transcript is spliced from 5 exons. The record is from RefSeq and is a predicted model, not a curated record.
UUCGCGCUAUUAAUAACUUCUCUUCGCCAUAAACGAAAAAUUAUCGCAGCACACACCGCACAGGGAGUAACUACACAGUAAAAUAUUAAGGUUUAACGCCACAUUCAAUUAGGCAUUUGAACAGUAGUCCAGUCCAUCGCUUUUUUAUUCAGCGUUGUUUCACGUCCAUUGCGCUCAGUGUCCAGUACGUUCUUUUCCUACGUAACUUCAGGAAUAGGACGUCUUGGAGGUCGAUUGCGUUGCUAUGCGAAGUGACAACAAAAACACACAUGAAGGCUUAAGAAAGAUGCAAAAAUGUCGUCCAAUUACUCAGCGAACCAAUAUGACAGCGCUUUCAGGUCGCAGAGGCUGCAGAACUGGUGUGAGACUAAGCACUUCAAAGAGAGACCCACUGCACAGAGGGGUCACACCACCUUCAUUGCCAACGAUAGAGGACAUUUGCUCCCAGGAGUGGUGAAGAAGGGCAGUGCAUGGCCAGACUUUAAAGGAACUUGGGAUCUACCUACUCGUAUCCCAGCCCACUGCAUCAACCCCACAAGCCGCUCUGUGGAGGGCCUCAACAGGCUGAGGUCCUGGGGCAUUGACCCACGGGGGAUGAUGAUGCAGGAUGAUGCUAAGCAGACCAAUGGGGAUGUACAGCAGGACAGUGCUGCCCUGUCCGCUGCAGUUGAAGGCCAACCAGCUUGUCAGAACUUCCCUGGCACUGCCAGCCAAAACCAGGACUUACAGGCAGCUGUGGUCGGAUCCACUGAUCUGCCUGCUGAAGAAAAACAAGCUAUUCAGGCUACUGGGACAGACAGGCCCCUGAGCCAGUGUUCUGCAGCUGAAGAGAAGCCAGCUUCAAGGCCUGCUGCUGGAGAGGGAACCAACAGCAGGCCCAGUACUGGCAAGGGGACACCAGCAAGUACUGUGAGAAAGAAGCCAGCCAAGGAGCGUGAUCAUGUUCCAAGCAAAGCACAGCAAGAUUGCUGAACUUCUUCAUUUGAUUCUUAUCAGAUGAAAAAAAAAUACUGUUACAAAAAUACAUGCCUGAUAACUCUACUGUUUUGACUUAUUUUACAUGAGGUAGUGUCCAAGUCAUGAAUCAUGUAAAGUCAAUAUAAGUUAGGUCCUUAGGGAAAUAUCAAAAUAGCUUUUCUUAAAGUAAGCUUUUGUUGUGGAUGUAUGCUUCAUAAUUACUAACUGGGUUUUGUUUUUUCCCAAACCUCUGUUACACUACCCAUAUCCACCUAUGUCCUCCCUCGUGUAUGUGGGUUUUACCUCUUUUAUGGUUAAUUUUUUUUAUAUAUAUAAGUUGUGCCUCCAGAAUGAGAUGCUGUUCUAUGAGCUGAUAAAGUUUAAUUCCAACCCUAUUACACAUUGAAAAAAGAAUAAAUUAUUGUUCUCUCCUUUGUGCAAACAGAA